This is a messenger RNA of Stomoxys calcitrans (stable fly), 1875 nucleotides long. RefSeq names its product BTB/POZ domain-containing adapter for CUL3-mediated RhoA degradation protein 3. The record is from RefSeq and is a predicted model, not a curated record. Gene Ontology annotation, biological process: protein homooligomerization. Gene Ontology annotation, molecular function: protein binding. The coding region runs from base 214 to 1125 and encodes 303 amino acids. NCBI's taxonomy places the organism in Eukaryota, Metazoa, Arthropoda, Insecta, Diptera, Muscidae. The transcript has 2 exons.
CAGAACACAAUCAAAAUUGCUACUCUACCUUCACCAUCUUUGGUUAGCAGCACCAGCGCCAUUGACAGCUGCAAUGCCAACAAACAGUCCACAAGUGCUUCAGCGUCAUCAUCGUCAGCAAAUUGUUUAGUUCCUGUGACCCGUGCCCUGGAGUCUAAACUUAAGAUAUCGGCUAAUCCCUGUGACGAGCUAGUUUUACGCACCAAACCGAGUAUGUCAGGAGACCAAAAGACUUUGAUUAAGGGUCACAGUUCGCAGUAUGUGAAGUUGAACGUGGGUGGCCGUUUGUACUACACCACCAUUGGAACUUUGACGAAACACAAUGAUACCAUGUUGAGUGCCAUGUUUAGUGGCCGCAUGGAAGUGUUGACUGAUUCAGAAGGAUGGAUUUUGAUUGAUCGCUGCGGCCAGUUCUUUGGCACCAUUCUAAACUACUUACGAGAUGGUACUGUACCCCUGCCCGAAUCCCAUCGUGAAAUAGCUGAACUAUUGGCGGAGGCAAAAUAUUAUUGCAUAACCGAGUUGGCCAUGUCAUGUGAACGUGCUCUGAUUGCCCACCAGGAACCGAAACCGAUAUGUCGUAUUCCGCUGAUAACUUCUCAGAAAGAGGAACAAAUGCUAAUUAGUUCCUCAUCCAAGCCAGCGGUGAUUUUAGUGGUUCAACGUCAGAACAACAAAUAUUCGUACACCAGCAAUUCGGAUGAUAAUCUGUUGAAAAAUAUUGAAUUGUUUGACAAAUUGUCGUUGCGUUUUAAUGAACGCAUUCUCUUCAUAAAAGACGUUAUUGGACCCAGUGAGAUAUGUUGUUGGUCGUUUUACGGUCAUGGGAAAAAAGUAGCCGAGGUAUGUUGUACUUCGAUUGUCUAUGCAACGGAUCGUAAACAUACAAAAGUCGAGUUCCCUGAGGCUCGUAUCUAUGAGGAAACCUUGCAGGUAUUACUCUAUGAGAAUCGCAAUGCUCCGGAUCAGGAGCUGCUGCAAGCCACCUCUUCGGUUCGCAAUCCUUCGGGGGGUGGCUCAUCUUCUGCUGGUUCCAGCGGCAUGCAUCAAUACACCAGCGAUGAAGAGGAGGAACGCACUGGCCUGGCACGUUUGCGUUCGAAUAAACGCAACAAUCCCACAUGAUUUGUAACGCAUUAUGUGGUGCGACCGCGACCCAUUCUUCCCUAACUAUGGCGUACAAGUGGUAGCGACAGUGCCUAAAUAAGGGCUAAACCACUUGUGGCGUAUUCAUUUGGACUUAUAAAAUAGCAUAACUAGCCUCACUUAGGGAGAGACAGUGAAUGGUUUUCAAUAUUCUAAAGUAAAAACAAAAGAACAAAAACAAAAAGAUAAAUACAAAAUAUUUACACAUACACACACACACACAUAUACACUAUACAUGUUACUCUAAGGCAGCCAAGAAUGUCAUCGUAAAUCGAAACCAUCCUUGUUACUCCACCAACGAUGAAUGAAGAGAAUUUAAGACAUUUUUUUGAUCGUUUUUUACAGCACCCCGUUUACAACGUAUAUUAUAAUACAAACACACACACACACUUAUACACAUAUAUACAUAUAUUUUUUACAUGGCCAACAUUUACUUUACCUUUUCAUUUAUAUGCAUUAUCCUACACACAUACAUACAAAAAGCUUUCAUUAUGAAACAAGAAACAAUUGUUUAAUUGUUUGUUAAAAAUAAAAUUUCUUAAACGUUACUUGUUGAUGAAUUUUGUGUAAAUGAAAUGUUAAAUGUUCUCCUAAAUUUCCCCUAAAACUAUAUCGGAAUAUUCUUAUCCUGAUUGGAUAAGGCAAAGCAUAUAAAGAAAAUUAUUAUCUGUUUCAUAAAAAUAUACGUAAUAUUUUAUUAAUAAAAUCACUUAAAUGUAAAAAAUUUUU